Messenger RNA from Cladophialophora carrionii CBS 160.54, 318 nucleotides. RefSeq lists its product as uncharacterized. Bases 1 to 318 code for a protein of 105 amino acids. Gene Ontology annotation, cellular component: nucleus. Gene Ontology annotation, molecular function: ubiquitin conjugating enzyme activity. The record is from RefSeq and is a predicted model, not a curated record. The transcript is spliced from 2 exons. NCBI's taxonomy places the organism in Eukaryota, Fungi, Ascomycota, Eurotiomycetes, Chaetothyriales, Herpotrichiellaceae. Gene Ontology annotation, biological process: protein polyubiquitination.
AUGAAUCUCACGCUCCCCCAAAAUUAUCCCUUCAAGCCGCCCACCGUCACGUUCGCGACCAAGAUCUACCAUCCCAACAUCUCCAAUGACUCGCCUCCCAACAGCGGAAUCAUGUGUCUGGGCAUGCUGCGCGAGACUGACUGGAAGCCAAGCACUAAGGUCUUCGCCGUGCUGGAGUUUGCGAGACAGUUAUUGAAAGAGCCCAAUCCGGACGAUGCCGUGGAAGCGAAGAUUGCCGACCAGUACCGCACCGACAAAGCCGCGUUCGAGAAGGAGGCGAGGGAUUGGUGCAAGCGCUAUGCCAAACCGAUGAAGUGA